Molecule: messenger RNA, 2160 nt
Organism: Fusarium fujikuroi IMI 58289
Lineage: Eukaryota; Fungi; Ascomycota; Sordariomycetes; Hypocreales; Nectriaceae
Product: related to p33ING1b (ING1) protein
Exons: 3
Coding region: 1-2160 (719 amino acids)
Biological process (GO): regulation of DNA-templated transcription
Cellular component (GO): Rpd3L-Expanded complex; nucleus; Rpd3L complex
Source: RefSeq, a predicted model, not a curated record
AUGAAGUCGGUCAAGGCGCCCGCGACGGAGAACUCGUCGCACCGCCGGUCGCAGCCCGUCCGUCAGACUCGUACGAACCCUCCGCGAAGCAUCGCGAACUUGGGCCGUUCAGGUGGUGCUGGCAGAGACUCAAUCGGCGGUGCCGAGCAACCCAUCGACAUUUUCCCUGCGAUUACACACUUUGCCGAUGCCAUAACUGCACUCCCAAAGGAACUCGUUCGGCAUUUUACACUCCUCAAGGAGGUUGAUGCCAAACUUUUCACCCCCGAAGAUCAGCUCUUCCGACUUGUUGAAGCUGCCAUCAACGCUCCUGUUUCCGAGGCACGUCCGAACAACGAGGCAUCCAGUGCCAAUGCUCCUGGUUCGGCGCCUAUGAGUGCGCAGAAUAGCUCAAGUGGUAUUGCAUUCAACCAUAGUGUCCAGAGCGUACCUUCAGUCGAUGAAUCGAACAGGGAUGCUGUUUUCGACCCAUCCAAUCUUCCUCGUCGUCACCUCUUUCGCCAGACCGCGCUCAAGAUCCAAGAGAUGCUUGUCUCGCUCGAAGAAAAGAACCACGUUAUCUCGACAGCCAACGAAGCACUCCAAGCCCAGCUCACUCGGAUUGAAGAUGUCUGGCCUCACCUAGAAGGCGAAUUUAGUGACGAGGCCAAAUGGGGAAGCACCACACAUUGGGCAUAUCCUGAAAAUCGCUUCUCCAAGGCCUCUCAUGUCGAUCGAACACGGCGCGACGGUGCCGCAGCCAUAUCUGCAGCUGCGCAGGCUCUUGCUGACGAGGCAGCCGCUAGAAGCGAUGCUCGCAAGCAAGCUGUACAAGCAAAGAAGAAUUCGAGAAAUCACAACAAUAAUCAUAACCACUCUAAUGCCCAUAACCACGAAUCGGAGGGAGACGACCAUGACGGUAAACACAAGCCUGAAGCUCCAAAGAAGACAGCCAAAUCGCGGAAGACAGUAACAGCAACGGAAACAGCCAAUGUUGGACUGGGCAUUUCUACGGCUGCGACUAACAAUGGCAACCCGCCACAGAAGCGACGCAAGGUUGAAAAGACGACUAAUGGUGCUGCGGCGACAGCAGAUCGUGCGAUGAGCUCGGUUUUUGGAAAUGCUGCACCAAAGGCAAAGACAACAAGUCCUAGAGCAACUCCCGCACCCGAGGCACCUAAGAAGAGAAAAGCUCUCCCUUCGGGGAGCGGCCAGUCCAAGAAGAGCAGAAACGGCGUAACCGGUUUAUCCAAUUCGGUCAACUCGUCGCCCGUAAUCACCGAGCUACCUGAGCCAAAGCUACCCCCUGUUCGCGCAUCACCAGUACCGGUUCCUACUCCAAACCCGGCUCGGACUCGUUCGCGACAGAACUCAAUACAGAUUGUAAAUACGGAUAGCAACAAGGCAAGGCCGACAUCAUCGGCUUCUAAUAAACCCAAUGGCAAUGCAGCUAGCACACCAACCACUGGAGCUCCAGCAGCUAGUGCGCUUCGCAACGGUGCUGAACUAAAGACUCCAAAGGAGACGAGUGCACCGAUCAAGACCGAAAAUCCUAAGAAGGAAGCGGAGAAAACAGAAACUGUAUCAACGCCUCCGGUCCCUCCUCCUACCACAACUGCCACCACCUCCUCCACCACUACAGCUGUAACCACCACCGCUGCUACGACUGGCAGCAAGAAGGAUACCAAAAAGCCGGAGGAGAAUGAUCGCAAGAGCGAGUCGCUACCACCAGUUCCACAGACUACCACAGUCACAACAAAGAGCGGGCGCGCCAGUAAACCAUCAACGCCAGCAUUGGCAACGUUCCAAGAGGCAGUGCAGCCCCGGGCACGCUCAUCGAGGAACAAUGACACGACUGGUACUGGAAAGAAAAAUCAGAAGAAAGCUGCACCUGCCAUUCAUGCAGCUGUUGCUGCUCAACUGGCCGAAGAAGACACGAACAGCAGCAUGCAGGGCGACGAAGAUGACGGUGAUGUUGAUGCAGAUGAGCCAACAUACUGUUACUGUAAUGGGGUGUCCUAUGGUGAGAUGGUAGCUUGCGAUGCUGUUGAGUGUCCCCGCGAAUGGUUCCAUUUGGACUGUGUUGGACUGAAGGUCGCACCAACAUCAACAGCAAAAUGGUAUUGCGAGGACUGCAAGGAACGCCUCAAAGCGGGAGGUAAAAAGGCCAAUGGUCGAUAA